Molecule: messenger RNA, 1216 nt
Organism: Bolinopsis microptera
Lineage: Eukaryota; Metazoa; Ctenophora; Tentaculata; Lobata; Bolinopsidae
Product: dnaJ homolog subfamily B member 9-like
Exons: 4
Coding region: 59-652 (197 amino acids)
Source: RefSeq, a predicted model, not a curated record
AGGUCGAUGAGUCGGUAUCUGGGGUCUGGGUAUUUUCUAAUCGGUGUCCGAUAAGUGUAUGCAUUUUGCACUGGGACACCUCAAGUGGAUACAACGUACUUGUAUUAUAUCCGUGCUCUCCAGAAGUUCACAUUACGAUGUUCUGGGUGUGUCCAGGGCUGCUACUCACGAGCAGAUAAAGAACAGAUACUACGAGCUUAGCAAGAAAUAUCACCCGGAUUUAAAUGACUCUGAGGAGGGUGCAGACAAGUUCAGGGAGCUAGCAGAGGCUUACGAGGUCCUGGGAAAUGUUGAUGAGAGACGUACUUACGAUAAAUUGCAAAAUCAACCAGGAAAAGGCAACAGGGCAGGUACAGUGACAGUAAGUGAAGAUUACAGCCAGCACCUGAGAGAUAGGUUCAAAUACACCCAAAGAAGUUCAAAUUCCGGGUAUCGACCUAAAUACCGCAAGGCUGCAGCUGGAAGCUCUAGUUCUCGAACGUCUAGCAUGAGCACACGAACUGGAACUGGUUUCUAUGAACAGAGGGCUAAGCAUUACACACAACAGCAUAUCAGUGCAAGAAUGAGCGUACAAACAUCGGAACCUAACAUUGUUCUCGUUCUCGUUGUAGCGUUGUUCAUGUUGACGUUCUGUGUUAUAAACAAACGCUGAUGCUAACUUUUCUGAAUUGAUAGUUCCGAAUUUUAAGACUCCUGUCCAGCCAAGCUAUGACUAUCUAGAUUCCUGACUACCAUCAGAGGUGUUAAAACUGUUCCAAACCACUAACCAGUGUUCCAAGCUUGUUUCGUAAUGUGGGUCAUGUGCCAGUGUGCCAAACUCACCAUAGAAGGGAACAUAUGGAAGGCGCGGCGUCAUCGAAUUCAACGGUGCGCACGCGAGUUCUUUGUUUUGAUCGGAUCACGCGAGCUAGCUAGCUAGCGAUCGCGUCGAACGAUCGAUCGACCGUACCCGAUCGACAUCAUAAAAUCGAGUGAAUUAAGAUCUCGAUGAUCGAUAUAAUCUGAUAUGAUCAAUCGAUCAAGCUAAACUAGUUGGUAGUGACACAACUAAUGAAAAUGAAUAUGUAGGAGAUCUCAUAUCGGUGACCCAGUGAGAUCGCGAUUUUAGCAUCAUGAGUAUAUUUAUUGUUUUAUGAAAUUAGGUUAUACUUGAGUUUUCUAAAUUAUAUCGAUUGCAGAAUUUGUAUUUAUAAGCAUUUGGUUUCUCUACUUGUUC